UAAGUACCAAAAAAAGCAACAACAAAAAAAAAACACCCAACUUAACUCUUGAAAAGAACUGGCUUUUGUAUUACUUUCCUACAGAACCCUCUCUCUUAAGUAGGGAAAAUGGGUAUUUUUUUCUCCAAGCCCAGCUUUUUCUGUAUUUUAUAGAGACUUGAACUAUUUGAGAUGUUGUUUGGCAUCUAUGGGAUUAGUGAAUCCAAAUGAAAAUGAAGAAACUGCAGUCUGUUUUUAAAAAGUGAAAUGUAUUUCACUCAGUGGAAAAUACUAUUUUAAAGGUUUUCAUUUUGACACGCAUAUGAGGGUUGAAUAAUAGAAUGUAUAUUCCCAAAUGAUAUCCAGAUACCUUUGGGGAUGAUAGAAGAAACAGUACUAAUUUUCAAAACGAGUUUUAAAAGUCAAGUUCAAGAAUCUGGAAAUGAGUGCCACGGAACUGUAGAAAAAGUCGUAGUACUCACAUGCUGGGUUUGUCACCUACAUAGCAGAAAGUGUCUUGUAAGUGUUAGUCCUUAAAAUACUUCGUUACACUGUAUUUUCAUUUCAUUUCAACAAACAUUUGCUGAGAGCCUGCUGUGUGCUGCUCCCAAGGAAGAAUAACAUGGAGACCUUCGCGGAAGUUUGAUGGAAGAUAGACUGGCGAGGGAUGAUUAUAGGAUUUUGCAGGCCAAGGCCAGGGCCAAGUGCUACUGAGUACUUAGAGGAAAGAAAAGUUUGUUUUUCACAGGACGUCUAUUUCAACUGGACAUCGAACUGUCUGGUCCUUCUGCCAUGUCCCACCAACCACUUAGCUGCCUGACUGAAAAGGGGGACAGCCCCAGUGAGACCACAGGAAAUGGACCCCCCAACCUGGCCCACCCAAAUCUGGACACGUUCACACCAGAGGAACUGCUACAGCAGAUGAAGGAGCUCCUGACCGAGAACCAUCAGCUCAAAGAAGCCAUGAAGCUGAAUAAUCAGGCUAUGAAAGGGCGAUUUGAAGAGCUUUCAGCCUGGACAGAGAAACAGAAGGAAGAACGCCUAUUUUUUGAGAUACAGAGCAAGGAAGCCAAAGAGCGUCUCGUGGCUUUGAGUCAUGAAAAUGAAAAAUUGAAGGAAGAACUCAGAAAACUAAAAGGGAAAACAGAAAGGCCCCUUGAGGACCCCACUGGGGACCCCAAAGUCCCCAAGGCAGAAGCAGACCAGGAAAUGGAACAGCUGAAGACCCAGGUGGCCCGUCUUCAAGCUGAAAAGGCAGAUCUGCUGGGCAUCGUGUCUGAACUACAGCUCAAGCUGAACUCAGGGGGCCCCUCAGAAGACUCCUUUGUUGAAAUCAGGAUGGCUGAAGGAGAAGCAGAUGUGGCACUGAAAGAAAUCAAGACAAGUCCUGGGCCCACAAGAACUGAUUCCGUUGACACGAGCAAAUUUGCAGAAGGUGCCAGGAAUUAUUUGGAAUUUGAAGAAUUAACUGUGAGCCAGCUCCUGCUUUGUCUAAGGGAAGGAAACCAGAAGGUGGAGAGACUUGAAAUUGCCCUCAAGGAAGCCAAAGAAAGAGUUUCAUAUUUUGAAAAGAAAGCCAGUGAUCAUGCAGAAGUUGAGACCCAGACAGAGACAAGUAAAGAAAAAGAGAAAGAAGAGGAGAAAGGCCCAGAAACCGUUGGAAGCGAAGUGGAGACGUUGAACCUUCAGGUGACCACCCUAUUUAAGGAACUUCAAGAGGCUCAUACAAAACUCAGUGAAGCUGAGCUAAUGAAGAAGAGACUUCAAGAGAAAUGUCAGGCCCUUGAAAGGAAGAAUUCUGCAACCCCAUCAGAGCUGAAUGAAAAGCAGGAGCUUGUUUAUAACAACAAAAAGUUGGAACUACAAGUGGAAAGCAUGCGAUCAGAAAUCAAAAUGGAGCAAGCUAAAACUGAAGAUGAAAAGUCCAAGGUAGCCACUCUCCAGGUGACACAUAACAAGCUUCUUCAAGAAUACAAUAAUUCGUUGAAAACGAUCGAGGAACUAAAAAGGAAAGAGUCAGAAAAAGUGGAUAAGGUGGUACUACAAGAACUAAGUGAGAAACUGGCGCUGGCAGAGAAGGCGCUGGCUUCCAAGCAGCUUCAGAUGGACGAGAUGAAGCAGACCAUCGCGAAGCAGGAGGAGGACCUGGAGACCAUGACUGUCCUGAGGGCUCAGAUGGAAGUUUACUGUUCUGACUUUCAUGCUGAAAGAGCGGCAAGAGAGAAAAUACACGAAGAAAAGGAGCAGCUGGCAUUGCAGCUGGCAAUUCUGCUGAAAGAGAAUAACGUUUUUGAAGAUGGAGGCAGUAGGCAGUCCUUGAUGGAGAUGCAGAGCCGUCAUGGGGCAAGAACAAGUGACCCUGACCAGCAGGCCUACCUCGCUCAGAGAGGAGAUGAGGAUACCAACUGGAGGCAGCAGCAACAGCGGAAUAUUCCAAUUCAUUCGUGCCCCAAAUGUGGAGAAGUUCUGCCUGACAUAGACACGCUACAGAUCCAUGUUAUGGACUGCAUCAUUUAAGUGUUCACACCCACUUCCCCCAAACUGUUGGUAAAUAUCAGAUUUUUUCCUCCAAGAGUUGUGCUUCUGUGUUGUUUUCACUCAGACAUUUUGCCUCAUUGUGCUUAUUUUAGGAGGAAGAAAAUCAAUAUGCCCUAAGUAGGACAUUUUUUUUGUGGAUUUCCUUAGAAUCCUUAACGUGCCACUCUUGUGAUAGAUUCUUUAUUUUUGAGGGGGUUCCGUGUAUGUGAGCUGAACUGUUCAUGCAGUUAAUAAGUGUGUGACAUCAUGGGACAGGGUAAAUAUAACCAAUGGAAGAGGCCUCACAGAUGAACAUUGAGAACCUUUUAAGGAGGCAGGAAAAAUGAAGUGGCUACAGAUUUCAUCAAGAAAAGUCAUCUUUGGAGGUUUUUUAAAAUAAAUUGUUAUUUUUCUUGA
Molecule: messenger RNA, 2913 nt
Organism: Prionailurus viverrinus (fishing cat)
Lineage: Eukaryota; Metazoa; Chordata; Mammalia; Carnivora; Felidae
Gene: OPTN
Product: optineurin
Exons: 14
Coding region: 772-2496 (574 amino acids)
Biological process (GO): regulation of canonical NF-kappaB signal transduction; protein localization to Golgi apparatus; Golgi ribbon formation
Cellular component (GO): Golgi apparatus; nucleus; cytoplasm
Molecular function (GO): K63-linked polyubiquitin modification-dependent protein binding
Source: RefSeq, a predicted model, not a curated record